Messenger RNA from Chiroxiphia lanceolata (lance-tailed manakin), 2861 nucleotides. It is a transcript of the gene SLC60A1, whose product is annotated as major facilitator superfamily domain containing 4A. Bases 471 to 1826 code for a protein of 451 amino acids. The record is from RefSeq and is a predicted model, not a curated record. The transcript is spliced from 10 exons. Lineage: Eukaryota; Metazoa; Chordata; Aves; Passeriformes; Pipridae.
GGCUUCCAGGCUGUGCCUCCCCCUCCCCUCCACCCUGCCAUCCAGGCUGUUUAGGAAGGUGGUUUAUCAUGUAAUGAUAAAACUGAAUUUCCGCCCUCGCUGUUGACUCACUCCCUGUCCCUGAGCAAAGCUCUUCAUUCCUUCCUGGCCCUGGGUUUUCCCAUCAGUCAAACAGGACAAGGACAUUGCUCCAGCCCUCCAGGCAGCUCAGCUGCUCCUUUGAUUGUUUAAUGGUUUCAAGUGCAGGUGCUGAGCGGCCCCAGGAGUUGUGAGUUUGGGGCAGUUGGGAGGGCGGGGGUGCAAUGACCCCCCUGCCCCCCACAGUCACUUGGCUCACUUUGGUGCUGGAAGGGGAUGUGACCUUGUUCUCCUCACUCGUGGGAAGACUCCAGUGGAUGCCACGGGCACGGAAGAACAAGGACUUGGACGCAAUUUGGAUUAGCUAAACAUUAAGCUCUGGCCAGGUGGAAAUGAGCACCUGCAGCCCCGGAGCAGCAUUCCUGAGGGCCGGGUCACAGGAUGGGUUGGCUCAGUCCUUGUUUGCACUCUUUGCCUCCUCCCUGGCCAUCUCCCUGGUCUUUGCCAUCAUCCCCCUGUGCCACAAUGUGGUGGUGCUGGCUGUGGUCAUGGCUGUGGCAGGGCUGGCCAUGGGGUGCAUCGACACCAUCUCCAACAUGCAGCUGGUGAAGAUCUACCAGAAGGACUCUGCCAUCUUCCUGCAGGCCCUUCACUUCUUCGUGGGCUUUGGGGCCCUGCUGAGCCCCCUCAUAGCCGACCCCUUCCUGUCAGACACCAACUGCAUCCUGUCCAACUCGACAGCCAACGCCUCCAGCAACCUCCCUCACAUCCGAAAGUCCCUGGUGCCACACCACCCGGGCAACCUGUCCCACUACGACCUGCCCAUGAAGGGCAUGGUGGUGACCCGUGUCUCCUACGCCUUCUGGAUCAUGGCCCUCAUCAAUCUGCCGGUGCCCAUCGCCGUGUUCUUCCUGCUCUACAAGGAGAGGAUGGUGCCGUGUUUCAAUGGCAGCAGCCACCCCCUGCUGUCGGCCGAUGAACUGGCCAUGGAGACCCGGCCCGUGGACAAGGACGAGCUCUCCACCCCCGGGCAGAGACCCCAGGCAGCCGCAGGUCACGACGACUUAUUGAGCUGCUGCCAAAGCAGGAACUUCAGAGGGGCUUCCUACACCUACUUUGCAGUCCACGUCACCGGGGCUCUCGUUCUCUUCAUGACUGAUGGGAUUGUGGGGGAGUACUCAGGCUUCGUGUACAGCUACGCGGUGGAGGAGCCGCUGUCUGUGGUGCACAAGGUCGCCGGGUACCUGCCCAGCCUCUUCUGGGGCUUCAUCACCCUGGGCAGGCUCAUCUCCAUCCCCGUGUCCUACCGCAUGAAGCCGGCAACCAUGGUCUUCAUCAACGUGGUUGGAGUCCUCAUAACCUUCCUCCUGCUGCUGAUUUUCUCCUCCAGCGUCGUCUUCCUGUUCGUGGGCACAGCAUCCCUGGGGCUGUUCCUCAGCAGCACCUUCCCCAGCAUGUUGGCCUACACUGAGGACAUCCUGCAGUACCAAGGUUGUGCCACGACUGUGUUGGUGACUGGAGCUGGGAUUGGGGAGAUGGUCCUACAGCUGCUGGUGGGCUCGAUUAUCCACGAUCGGGGCAGCUACAGUUUCCUGGUCUGUGGGAUGAUCUUUGGAUGCUUGGCCUUCACCUUCUACGCCUUCCUGGUGUUUUUCCACAGGAUGUACCCCAAGCCCUCUCCAGAGCUGGACGAUGCCUCUCCCGACAAAGCAGCAGUGCCAGAUGACACGGGGCAGUACCAGCGCUGAGGAAGUGGCCAAGCUCUAGACAAGCAAUAAACCAUCCCCCCCCCCAAUUAAGCAUUACUCUCGAGGAUGAUUUCAACAUUUAAAAAGGACUGAAUCAUGCAAGUUCUCUGCAAUCAAAAGCACAUUUGGCUGGGUAAGUGAGAAUCAAGGAAACAUCCCAAAAACACCGUGGCACGAGCUGCCAGAGGCACUGGGACCAAAAGGACUUUAAGUGCCAGCCUGACCCUGAAAGGCGUGAGCAGAGAGGAUUUCCCAACAGUUCCUCCUGUAAAUGAACUUCCUUACCUGUUCAGGAUGGAGGGUGGGAAGGAAGAGGUUCUCUCUGCUCCACCUGUGACUGAAUGUCUCCUGGCUUGGUUAUUGAAUCAAACAGAUUAUUUUUCUGGCCUGUAAUGUACAGAAGCCCCCUGAAUUUACAGCACAAUACUGGAUUUUAAUUCAUUUUUGUGCAACAUGGACUCGAGUCGAUGUCACCUCCAUUUACCCUCCCAGAGGGGAACAGUUCCACACUGUCUGUAUUUGCACACUUGAUUCCUGUAUAUUCCACACUUACCUUCACUAAGACAGUGUCUUACUCAGCAUGCUCAGGCCUCUUGAUUAUUACAAUCAUUUGCUUUUCUUUUGUUUUUUUGUUUGUUUUUUUUUUUUUUUUUAAAGAAUGAGUUGUGAUGAGUUUGUUUUGCUUUAAGUCAGCCACUCACUUCAGCUGCUGCAGUGGCAGUGUCCUUUAGGGUGGUUUUAUUUCCAGCUUCCAACUGAAGCUUUCACCAGAGGUAUUUGGGAGCCAGUCUCCAGCUGCUUUACCUGUGCAAUAUUCUCAUCCAGGUGCCUUGUGUAAGGUACUCUCAUAGCCCACGCAUGGCCUGCUCCAGCUCCGGGGGAAGGACUGGCUUUAGAGGAAUGUAAAAGCUCCAAACAGCUCCUUCUUCAGUGAGUGAUUGGACAUGUUCUUCUUGCUUUAACUGCUGUAUGUGGAUGUACAUAUGUAUGUGUGUAUAUAAAGCAGUGUUUAAUUAAAGGUGAUUGAUUGCUAAA